AUGUAUCGUUCUCUUGCGGCGAUCCAGCUGUCGAGACAGUUGUUUAAAAGCUAUUCCAGACUUCCGAGAGUGUUCUUUUCGUCUCAGAGCGCAGAUGAGUCGGACGACGACUUCAAGCCCAAAAGCAAGGUAAAGGACGAGAACCCGGAGGAAGUAUUGAAAUUCAUUGAUAAAAUAGUGCAUGAGAACAAGGUGAUGCUAUUUAUGAAGGGAACUCCCACAGCUCCUCUCUGUGGAUUCAGUUUGCGUGUCGUGAACAUUCUGAAGCGCUUGGGGUGCGAUUUUGCGAGUGCCAACAUUCUCACAAGCCCAUCGGUGCGGGAGAAUCUGAAGAAGUAUUCGGACUGGCCGACAUUCCCUCAGCUGUUUAUCAAAGGAGAUUUUAUUGGUGGAUGUGAUAUCGUGACGGACUUGUACAAGUCUGGAGAGUUGAAGAAGUUGUUGGAUGAUGCAGGCGCUUUGGUUCAUCCUGAAGUCGCUCCCUCCACUGAGGAGAAGAAGAAGCCGUAGAGUGGGGUUAUUCAAAAGCAAUUCUUUAGUGAA
Messenger RNA from Blastocystis hominis, 543 nucleotides. Its product is annotated as Monothiol glutaredoxin (Grx5). The transcript is spliced from 4 exons. The record is from RefSeq and is a predicted model, not a curated record. Bases 1 to 510 code for a protein of 169 amino acids. NCBI's taxonomy places the organism in Eukaryota, Bigyra, Opalinata, Blastocystidae.